Messenger RNA from Cheilinus undulatus (humphead wrasse), 2787 nucleotides. Its product is annotated as EF-hand calcium-binding domain-containing protein 4B-like. Lineage: Eukaryota; Metazoa; Chordata; Actinopteri; Labriformes; Labridae. The coding region runs from base 1 to 2466 and encodes 821 amino acids. The record is from RefSeq and is a predicted model, not a curated record. Gene Ontology annotation, molecular function: GTPase activity; calcium ion binding; GTP binding. The transcript is spliced from 17 exons.
AUGGAGGAGGAGAGGGACCAGAUGAAUGGACUGAGCCCAGCGAGGAAAAGCUCCACCUGGGGUCGAAUCGCCCUGCUGGAGAAAACCAAGGAGUUCUUCAGGACCUGUGAUGUGGAGGGCAAAGGCUUCAUUACCCGCACCGAUAUGAGGAGACUCCACAGAGAGCUGCCUCUGUCUGCAGAGGAGCUGGAGGAUGUGUUUGACUCUUUGGAUACAGACCACAAGGGUUACCUCACGCUGGAGGCAUUCUCCUCUGGAUUCAGUCAGUUCCUGCAUGGUCGGAGGAUUUCUGUAGCUGAUGACCAAAUUCAAGCCCCAGGCUCCGUCUUUAGGGCAAAGGAGGCGUUUUAUCAGUACCAAUGGGAAUCUAAGCUGUCGGGAGUCGAAGACGAAGAGGAGAGGCACUUCUGCAUGCUGCUGGAAAGCCUGGGUGCCAUCAAUGUGUUUGAAGAUCCAGGUGAGGUGCGAAGUCUUUGGGCCCAGCUCCGGCGAGAUGAGCCUCACCUUCUGACCAAUUUUGAAGAGUUCUUGGCCAGGGUGACCCAUCAGAUCAAAGAAGCCCACCAGGAGAAGAAGGAGAUGGAGAGCGCCCUCCAGAGGAGGGCUGCAACACACGAUAGUGAAAUCCGCAAUCUGUACGAAGAGAUGGAGGCGCAGAUCAAAAAUGAGAAAGACAGACUGCUUCUAAAGGACUCAGAGCGUCUUCAGGUGCGCAGUCAGGAACUGGAGGACCAACUGUCUGCAAAAGAGAAGGAGCUGGAACUUCUUUUCCAGAAGCAGAAGAGAUUAGAGAAUCAGUGUCUGGAGCUGAACAGCGAGAAGCAGGAGAGCCAAGUGGAGAACGUCAAGCUGAAGAUGACCAACGACGAGCUGUCCCGUGCGCUGGAGAGCACCAGCCAGGAGCUGGUGCUGGCACAGGAGCAGCUGGCCAUGCUGCAGGAGCAGGCGGCGCGGCUGCAGCAGGAGAAAGAAAUGGAAAUGUACAGAGUAACAGAGGGGCUGCAGAGAGAGAAGCAAAGUCUCAUGAAGCAGCUUGAUCUCCUCAGAGAGAUGAACAAGCAUUUAAAAGAUGAGCGAGACAUAUGCUGUGGUGUACCUCGCAGCUCGCUCAGAAAGAAGCAGAAGCAGAGAACGGGCCUUGGUGACUUGUUUGAUGACCCUAGCCAGACACCAAAAAGAGCCCCACUGUUGGUGGACGGGUCCUACCAGUCUUUGGAGGCCUUGCCUAUAGAGCACCUUCAAAUCGUGUUUGUUGCUUCCUCCUCCAGCAGCGAGGAUGACACAACAGCCAUCACCCAGUCCUACGCUAGCACUGUUAGUGCUCCAGUGUGCCAGCAAUGGCCUGCAGCGAAGAAAAACUUAACUAACGGCUACACCAACCACGCUCCGACGAAAGCCAACGAUGUAAAAGCAAAGGCUAAAAUAGCACCAUCAAAGAUUCCUGCUCUUAAGAGGACGACAGGGAGAGUCAGAGAGAGACCAAGAAGAACAGAGAUUGAGAAGACAACAGGUGUGGAGGAGGAGGUUUUGGACUCCCCUCCAGGCGGGUGGCCAUUACGAAGAGUUAUCUCCAUUGAGGAGGACCACCUGCCGCACCUCCUCCAAGGUGGGCCUCAGCCUCUUCUGCACCAGCUCAGCGAGGAGGACGAUGAAGUAGACGAGGAGGAGGAGGAAGAGGACGCUCAGAGCGACUUGGAGACAAGCGUAGUCGUCACAGGUGACCCCAAUGCCAACCUGUCCUCGAGUCAGGCUUCGCUUCCGGCAUUGGAGGAAAAUUCACUGACAAGAAAAUUCAGCUUUAACUGCACGAAGAGGACGCCGAUGUCUCCUAGAGGACAGCCUGUAGGGAAAGAAACGCAGCAAAAAGCAAAAGAAGGAGAGCUUUUUAUCCCUGACCGUCUCUUUAAAGUGGUCCUAGUUGGAAACUCAAGUGUGGGCAAGACGUCCCUGCUCCGCUCCUUCUGUGAGGGCCGUUUCCAUUCCUCCACAACUGCUACUGUGGGAAUUGACUACAGUGUGAAGACACUAACCCUGGACAACACACAGGUGGCCAUACAGCUUUGGGACACAGCAGGUCAAGAGAGGUUCCGCAGCAUAACCAAGCAGUUCUUUCGCAAGGCAGAUGGAGUUGUGGUCAUGUAUGACAUCACACUUGAGGACAGCUUCUGGGCUGUGCAGCCAUGGCUCAACAAUGUCCAGGAGGCAGCAGGAGAAGGGGUCCCAAUCCUCCUUUUGGGCAACAAAAUGGACAUGGAUGGCCAAAGGCAGGUUUCAUUCCGAGUAGCUGAGCAGCUGGCUUUUGAAAACAGAGUGAUCUUCUUUGAGGUCAGCGCCUACACGGGCAAGAACGUGAACGAGUCCCUGACACACCUUGCCAGAGUGCUAAUCCAGCAGGAGGACAGAGUGAGAGAGAAAACAGUCAUCCUCAGUAACCAGCCAAUAAAGAGGAGAGCCUGCUGCAAGUGAUGUGUGCAAUCAGUGCAAUUUUGGACAAUGGAUGUGCCGUACUGGAAAACAAAAAAUGAACCCCUUACUGGGCCAUAUCAGAAUGAAAUAAUGAGCUGUCUUUAUUUAAACCAGAAAUGAGGAGUGAGGGAAUGUCUCCCUACUCAAAUGAUGCUCAGAAGAAAAGCAUGUUUGUCAUUUCCUGUAAAUAAGAUCACCCAAUCACUGUAGUGCUGUUUAUAAGAUUUAAAACAAAUAUAUAUCAUGUAUCAUAAUUUAUUUCAUUGAACCUUACACCAAGAGAAUAAUCAUAAAUAUACUGUUGUUUUUUCAUAACUGAAU